Messenger RNA from Rotaria sp. Silwood2, 954 nucleotides. The record is from the annotation of a GenBank genome assembly. NCBI's taxonomy places the organism in Eukaryota, Metazoa, Rotifera, Eurotatoria, Philodinida, Philodinidae.
AUGUCUUUCAGCGAUACGGAAUGUUCGCAUCGAUCAUCACUAGCAACUGUUCAUCGUGUUCCAGCAAAUAAUAAUUCACAAUUAUCACGAACAAUAUCUCUUCAUGAAAUUCUAUCAAAUCGUGAAACAGCCGAUUUAUUUGUUGAAUAUCUUGUAAGUUCAUCACAAACAGCAUCACUUGCUGCUGUUUAUGCUAUUGUACUUGGACUUAAUGAAAAUAAAGACGAUUUAAAUCAAUUACAUGAUAUUGGACGAGCUGCAUACAAAAUGUAUAUUGAAAAUGACUCAGUUUUACCAUGGUUACCAACACAACGACGGUUAGAAUUACGCGAUAAUUAUCGUCGUAAACAAUUUAAUGAACAUUUUUUUGAUGGUGUCUUAGAUGAUCUUCUUAUUUAUAUUGAAAAUCAAACAGAUAUAUUUCGACAAUUUCUUAAUUCACGUAUAUGGAAUGAAUAUCGACGUGGAAAAUUUUCAAAAAAUCAUGCACAAAUUAAAUCAACGUCAACACUUGGAAAUAAUUCUAGUAGUUAUCAAAAUGAAAAUGAACUUAAACGUUCACGUAAACUUCAUUCAUCAUCAUUAUCAUUACAAACAAAAACAAAAUCACAUCAUCACAAUCGAAGCACUCGAGUUGAAUCUGCAUCAAUAAAAAAAACUCGUGUAGCUUAUUUUUUGCCUGGUAGUGAUACACCAUUUGUUAUUCAAGUAGCUGUACCGCCUGAAUCUAUUACACUUAACGAUGUUCUUCCACGUUUACAUACAUCAUCAACAAAUCAACGUAAUAAUAUGAAUACAAAUAAUGAAUUUGAUUAUUUUGUUAAACAUCGUGCUACAAAUGAAAAUUGGCUUGGUGGUGAUACGCAAUUUAUUAAUGAAAAAAUUGAAGAUUUCGAUAUUCCCCUACCAAAUAUUGAUGGUACGGUGGUGAUUAGAAUACUUAAUAAUAAUUAG